GGGCUCUGCUAGUUUCCCUGACGCUGCGCCCAGGAAAACUAAUCAAGGUAGGAUCAGCGAACAGGCGUAGGAGAGGAGACACUUUCCGUAGCAGAGAUGUUUCGCAAUCAGUACGACAACGAUGUAACAGUUUGGAGCCCGCAGGGCCGUAUUCAUCAGAUCGAGUAUGCCAUGGAGGCAGUGAAGCAGGGGUCUGCAACUGUAGGACUUAAAUCCAGAACUCACGCAGUCCUGGUUGCACUAAAGAGAGCCCAGUCUGAACUGGCUGCCCACCAGAAGAAGAUCCUUCAUGUUGACAACCACAUCGGCAUCUCCAUUGCUGGACUGACUGCUGAUGCCAGGCUGCUCUGUAACUUCAUGCGCCAGGAGUGCUUGGACUCGAGAUUCGUCUUCGACAGGCCCCUCCCUACGUCACGUCUUGUGUCUCUUGUUGGCAGCAAAACCCAAAUCCCAACACAGAGAUAUGGAAGGAGGCCCUACGGUGUUGGACUCCUCAUUGCUGGCUAUGAUGACAUGGGACCUCACAUCUUCCAGACCUGCCCAUCAGCAAACUACUUCGACUGCAAAGCCAUGUCCAUUGGAGCGCGCUCCCAGUCUGCACGCACCUACCUGGAGAGAUGCAUGGACAAGUUCUCCGACUGUAAUCUGAAUGACCUGGUCCAGCAUGGCCUCCGUGCUCUCAGAGAAACCCUCCCCACCGAGCAGGACCUCACUACCAAGAACGUUUCCAUUGGCAUUGUCGGGAAGGAAAUGGAGUUCACCAUUUAUGAUGAUGAUGAUGUUGCCCCAUUCCUGGAGGGUCUGGAGGAGAGGCCACAGAGAAAGGUUGCCCAGCCUGCAGAUGAACCCGCCGCCGCAGAGGCUCCUGAUGAACCAAUGGAGCACUAAGGCAGCGAGUCAGCCAGCGAUCUACUUCCUGUAGAUCCCACCAACUUGAUACUUACUGCAACUCAACAGAGUUGAAUUCUUAGAGGGCAAAGUUGUUGUGAUGUGCCACUUGCUAAACUGUUAAUCCAAAUAUAUUCUGUAACAUCAACCCAAGUGAUGUUGCUUUUGUAUGGGUAAAGUGUACCAAUAUACAAGUAAUAAAGUCUUUUUUUUU
Messenger RNA from Amphiprion ocellaris (clown anemonefish), 1102 nucleotides. It is a transcript of the gene psma1, whose product is annotated as proteasome 20S subunit alpha 1. Bases 97 to 888 code for a protein of 263 amino acids. Gene Ontology annotation, cellular component: nucleus; proteasome core complex; proteasome core complex, alpha-subunit complex. The transcript is spliced from 10 exons. Lineage: Eukaryota; Metazoa; Chordata; Actinopteri; Pomacentridae. The record is from RefSeq and is a predicted model, not a curated record. Gene Ontology annotation, biological process: ubiquitin-dependent protein catabolic process.